UCUCUCUCUCCUCAGAUCAGAGGUGCACCAGCUAAAAAUAAAACCACACAUUCCAGUGGCUGGAAUUUAUCUUGAAAAACAAUUUCUAUUUCCCCCUCGAUACUGUAUUCCAGGCUUUUCUACGAUUUGUGAUUUGUGAGAGUAGGAUAUAUUAAGUUUUUAUCGAUUCUUCACAAAAGGUGACUUGUUUGAAACAGGUUUUGAAUUUCCACCAUGUCUGACGACGAAUCCCACAAUCCCCCAGAGGAAAGUACAGAUGCCAUUGAAGAAGUAACCUUUGUAGCUGCACCUACUACUACUACCACUACUACGGAAGUCACUCCUAAUGAGCAGACUGAUCAAGGCUCAGAGAAUGAAGCCCAAAGAGCCAUGGAAGAAGCAGCCAGAAGAAAGGCAGAAAAGGUGGCCCAGGAGAUAGCGGAGUUUGAGGAGCAGAGGAAGGAGGAGAGAGAGAAGGAACAGCAGGAGAUCCAGGCUCUCAGAGAGAAAAGAGAACAACGUAGAAGAGAGAGAGAAGAGGAGGAAAAAAGACUGGCCGAGAUGAGGAUACAAGAAGAGGCCAGGAGGAAGGCCGAGGAGGAGGAGAAAAAGAAGAAGAAGCUAGAAGAAGAACAGAAGAGAAAAGAGGAACGCGAGAGGAAACGCCGGGAACAGGAAAUCCUGAUAAAGAACAUGCGUAAACCUAACUUUGUCAUCACUAAACAUGCUGAUGGAGAGCAUCAGGGAGAGGUAGGAAUCGGGAAUGAGGAGGGGGAGGUACAGAAAUCUAAGGAGCAGCUGGAAGCCGAGAAGAGGGCCUUCCUGACCCAGAAGGUCAAGCCCCUCCCAGACCUCUCCGGGCUGGACGUGGAAAAACUGGCAGAACAAGCCAAGGAGCUUCACAAGGAAAUCUUCCGCCUCAUGAACGAAAAGUACGAUGUAGAGGAGAAAUUCAAGAGACAGCAGUACGACAUGAUUGAACUUGCCGAGAGAGCACGGCAAAUGAGCAAAGGAAAAGGAAGAAAAGGAAUAUCAUCUGCACAGGUUGAUGAAUCCUUUGACAGAUUAGCAGACAAAUUUACCGGUGCCCCACCCAAGAUCCAGUUGUGCAGCAAGUAUGAGCGUCACACAGACCAUCGGUCCUACGGACAACGAUUACAAUUAUUUGAAGAAAUCAGUAAACCCAUCGAACCUUUUGUCCCCGGCCAACAUAAAAAAGAGGAUGAAGAAGGAGGAGAAGGGGAGGAAGACGCCGGGCAGGAGGAGGGAGGGGAAGAGUAACUCAUAACCCCCCAUGUAUCCCGAUAGCCUAGGUGUCAACAGAUUAAGCGAUUAUAUAAAAGAAGCAUUUUAGAUGGAAGAAGAGACAUCUCCAUGACAGCAUUUCAGCUUAGAAUGUUUUGGCAACCAUAAGAAGAAAUAGCUAUGGAUAAUUUAACUUGAUGAUGAAUAGCUGCCUUAAUUCGUUUUUAAUCUCUUCAUGUCCUAGGCUUUCAUUCUUAGCUUUGUAAAUUUCGUUUUAUUUAUAAAAAUAUUACUUUG
Saccostrea cuccullata (small rock oyster) is the source of this 1521-nucleotide messenger RNA. Its product is annotated as troponin T, skeletal muscle-like. Gene Ontology annotation, biological process: regulation of muscle contraction; sarcomere organization; muscle contraction. Lineage: Eukaryota; Metazoa; Mollusca; Bivalvia; Ostreida; Ostreidae. The coding region runs from base 214 to 1260 and encodes 348 amino acids. Gene Ontology annotation, cellular component: troponin complex. The transcript is spliced from 15 exons. The record is from RefSeq and is a predicted model, not a curated record. Gene Ontology annotation, molecular function: tropomyosin binding.